CGCAACUCCUGCAACAGCUCAGUCUGAACUCGCGACCAGUCAGAAACAAUUACCGCGGACACGAAGAGGGCUCGAACACAAGACCGACACUAAAACGGCAGAGGAUACGGCCGCCGUGACCCAAUCACAGUUACCUUUCGAUCAAAGAAACUUCUGAGAAAUAAAGUAAUUCUGUGUUUUGUGGAAUUUUCUUGACCACCAGGCGUCUUCGUAAUGGAACUGGAGCUUCUUUUUAGAAACGAGACUGCGUCUGUUUAAGCAAUACAACUCGGAAAGGUUACACGCUUGGCACCCACUUUAAAAAUGGGGAAAACACAAAGCAGCGACUUUUUAAAGAGCUCGUAAGCGGGGCCGCAGGUGUGUGUGCGUGGGUGUGUAUGUGUUUACUCGCUCGCGCGCACGCUUCUGCCUGUGUGUCAGCGAGUGGCUGCCGCGCGUGGGACAGCCACAGAGGCAGAUCAGCCCUUUAACUUUGGGCCAAGAACUCAACGUGCUGACCGGCCUGCCCCUGUGGCUACACUCUACGGACCCAUUUUUGAAGCGCGGGAUAGCUACUACUGCGACACGACCACAAAAAAAUUCUGUGAGGUCCGCCCUCGACUCACAAGUGACACAGAUAAACUAGAGCCCUGAACUUCACGACACAUGCGCCGAUCGCGGAGCUUUUAUCAGUGAGAUUGUGGAAAAAAAAAAACAACAGGAAGAAAACAACACGGGACGCAGAGGGGAAGACUAAAAGAUUUCAUACGAGAUUGGAAGUCAUCUACAUGCAACGAGACAUAGAAGGACUGCAGAUCUUGAAGACGAUCGGCUCAUUUUAAGGAAUGGAGCCGCCAGUGGGCAGGGUUUGGUGUCUUUUAUUUUUAUUCUGUUCCUCUCUGAGGGCAGUUCAGCUUUCCAGUGCUACCAAUAAAGACACAAGCAGAAGGCCACGACAAGUCCCAGAGGUAUUAAUUCACAUAGGGGUCUGGGGGCAGUGGAGUCCCUGGUCUGCCUGCACACAAAGCUGUGGAUUUGGAAUUAUGGAGCGCAAAAGAAUCUGUCAAUCUCCAGUUCUAGAGGCCUGGCAAGAACAGGCAUCCCUGCCAUAUUCUCAGCAUGAUACACCACAUCGCAGGGUUUAUGGAUCAGUUGUAUCUGCUGUACGACCUGGGUCAAAUCAGGCAUACCCCUCAGUGGAUGCCUCAUUUUUCACAAGGCACACAGACAGAAACAGGCAAACAUCGAGCCAAAGCAGAUAUCCUUCAGCAGCUAGUCGCAACCCAAUAUCAGUAUACAGAUCUGAUUCUGAAACACAGGAUGCUCUUCCAAACAGACAAGAUUCAGCUUCUUUCCACCAUCAGGACCAGCUGGGAUCAAGUCAAAGAGUAGUUUCAUUGUACAGGCCCGAUUCUCACUCCGUAGGGGAUUCUGCAGCACAAUGGAGACCAAGUAUCGCUCAGGACCCUGGUCUGCCAUCACAGGGAUUUUCAGAAGCUUGGAGUUUGCCUAGAACCGAUAGCUUGACUUUUCGGGGCCAGAGGCAGCCAUCUGAGCAGGGAAGAGCAGGUGGUGGAUCCAGGCAAGGCAGCUCUGAGUCCCACUCCUCAAGAAGAAUCUCUGCUCGUAAUUCUAUCAGGCCAGGACAGUACGGUUAUGGCAAAGUCCCAUUUUCUUUACCACUUCAUCGAGACAGAUCAGAGCAUAAAGUACGUAAAAGCAGGAAAGCUCAUCAUAGGGAUGAGGAACGUAGGAAAGUCAGCCAGCACAAUUCCACCCAUGAUGAAGAAUCAAGGACCUUUAUGGAACUAGAUGAUCCUGAAAAACAUAAAUCAGAGAAGACACAACAUUCAGUUUCUUUACAUCCACAACAGCUCCUAGGAACAGUUCUGAGCAUGAACACAGAAUCUGGCUCCACUGGAAAGGAAAAAGGAAAAGAAUCCACAAGGUUGGUUGAAUUACAAAGGGAUUACUGGGGAACUCAACCCUUGCAUAACUUCACAAAAGAGGAUUUCCACAAGUCUGAUGAAUCUGUGUUUGAGCAGAGGCAGAGUGUAUUAGAGAAUCUGGAUACUGGCCUCAAACUGCUGAACAGUAGAAAUCGGAGAAGCAUGCAUGAAAGUCAGAGCCUUCUGAAUCCAAAACAACGAAGGGCAGCUGAAUCUGAGAAAACCAGUGAUGUGCUUGCAACUGUGUCCACACUCUCUCAAAGGAGUUCAGCUGAAACUUUACCAGAGGGAGCAACACAAGAAUAUAAGCACACGGAAAAGCCUCCGCGGGGAAGUUCUAGUAAGGGUCAACAAUUUUAUGGAGAAGUUUCUCAGUCAGAUGGACAUAUUAACCAGACUGUCUACAGUGCUCCUGCUUAUUCUUCUCAGGUUCGCAAACAGCAUGUCCUGAACAGUGCAGACACUAAGCAGUAUUCCCGCAGCUUGUCCAGGCCUCAUCAAGACACAUCUUAUGACCAUCUUAGAAGUUCAAGCCGAUUUCAUGUUCAGUCAGCUGCACCAGUUUCUCACUUGUCAAGAUCCAGAACACAGAGGCAAUGGGAUAGAACAUAUAUAGACCCCAGUGUUCAACCCCAGCAAGGUGCUCCUCGCUUCCCAAGACCAGAUAAUCUUCAGCAUGGUCCAAAUAUUUUGAAUCUGCAUUCUCGGGACUCUGCUCCUUUAAUGAAUUUCAACAGAGAAGGAGAGUUGGCUACAAAUGCAGAUGCAAUCUCAACAACCAACUGGAAUCUGUACAGUCCCAGAUCUGUUAGCUACACCUGUGAUGGGAAACAAAAGGAAUAUAAGUCAUGCCACUUGGAGCCAUGUCCUGGUGGACCUGUGGAUCCUAGAAAAGCACAGUGUUCAGCUUACAAUGAACAGGAGUACAUAGGCCGCAAGUAUGAUUGGGAGCCAUUCACUGAGGUAGGCAAGCAUGAGCGCUGUGAAUUGAACUGUCGGCCUAUAGGAUACAAGUUUUAUGUACGCCAUGCUGUGAUGGUCCAAGAUGGCACCCCUUGUCAGAGCAAUUCAUCUGAGAUUUGUGUUGUAGGAGAAUGCCUGAGCCCUGGCUGUGAUGGAGUCCUGGGCUCCAAUCGUGUUGUGGACAGCUGUGGUGUGUGUGGAGGUGAUAGUACUACUUGUCAACGUGUUGGUGGAACCUUCCAGAACUCUAGCAUACCCAUCGGCUACUACCGCUUUCUGGAGAUUCCUCCUGGUGCAACCCAUAUUAACAUCACUGAAAGAGAGCAGAGCCCCAACUACCUUGCUCUUCGCACUGCUAGCGGACACUCUGUGAUCAAUGGCCGGUGGGCGGUGGAUCCCCCUGGCCGUUAUGAAGCUGCAGGGACUGUUUUUGAAUACCGCAGACCAAAUGAAUUGGGAAGCAAUGCAGGAGAAACCUUGAUGGCAACCGGGCCCACCACAGCCAUGUUGUAUGUCUAUAUAAUAUUUCAUAAGAAGAAUCCAGGGGUAGAUUAUGAAUUUUACCUGCCAGUGGAAAAGAAAGCAAUGGCCCCGGUCCAGCAUCUGUUCAUCCCUCGGCAGCAAUUUACUCCAGCCCGUACAGGUUCCCUGUCCCAAGCAUCUCAACAGGGGCCACAGGAGCCUCCUUUAGCUGUGCCCCCUGCCCGGGAUCCUAUAUUGGUGCCAUCAGGAGGAGGUUACAGAGGGGAAGCACCGUCUCGUGGAACAGGACCUCAAAGAAAUGUACGCAUUCCGCCACGGACUGACGUGCCAUUAGACAGCCCCCCGGAUUACCAGUGGAUAAAAGCUGGUCUCACCGACUGUACUGCCUCCUGUGGGAAAGGUUUCCAGUACCCUGUGUAUCGCUGUAUUGAUCGCAAGACCCAGGAGAAGGUGCCUGAGAGGAGAUGUGAUCCAGCAGCAAAGCCUACCCCUACUGAAGAGUUCUGUAAUGUGCAGCCCUGUCCAGCUUUCUGGGAAGUUGGUGAAUGGUCAGACUGUAGUAAAACCUGUGGCCCCGGGAUCCAGCAUCGUCAAGUCCACUGCCGACAGGUCUAUGCCAAUAGGAGCAGCAUGGUUCACCCACAGCGCUGUGCCACACUUCAGAAGCCCAACAACACUCAGCACUGUCAGUUGCGCAUCUGUAGCCACUGGGAGAUUGGCACCGACUGGAGUGCAUGUUCCGUGAUGUGUGGUGUAGGUGAACGGACCAGGACUGUACGUUGCAUUAGUAAUCAAGGUUCUGUAGUGAAUGACAGAGAGUGUAAUGUUCAACUGCAACCCAUCUCCAGUGAGACUUGUGACAUGGGGCACUGCGUGCGUAGCUGGUUUUUCAGUAACUGGAACAACAUGUGCUCUGCAGAGUGUGGAACAGGAGUCCAGCGGCGAUCAGUAGUUUGUCUGUCAAACUACCCCAAUGGCCAAUCAGAUCAAGGAUGUAGUGGCACAAGGCCUCCUGAUCUACGGGCUUGCAAUGGGGGACCAUGUGAGCCCACCACCCGCUGGUUCACUGGACCCUGGAGUGAGUGUAAUGUGGAGUGUGGAAAUGGAACACAGCGCCGUGACCUCAUCUGUGUCAAAAAACUGGGCACGGAUUUCAACUUAACAGACCCUCAGGAGUGUGCUCAUCUUGAAAAGCCAUCCCAAAUACAGACCUGCAGCCCAGGGCCUUGCAGAGAAAAGUGGUACACAACCCAGUGGAGUGCGUGCUCUAGGUCAUGCAUGGGUGGUGUCCAGAUGAGGGAGGUGCGUUGUCUGACAGAACAAAACACCCUGAGUGAGCAGUGCGACGCCUCUGUGAAGCCAGUGGAAAAACAGUCCUGCAAUACUCAGCCAUGCACACUGGAAAUAGAUGAGAACUGCCGGGAUAAACACCACAACUGCUCCGUUGUGGUCCAGGCUCGCCUUUGUGUCUACGCCUACUACAAGAAUGUGUGCUGUGCUUCCUGCACCAGAGCAGCAGAACGGGCAAAGCGACACCAAUGAUGCACACUUUGACAAUGCCUUCUUGCCCUUCUGUCUCAAAAUGUAGAGUAAUAUAUUUAAAAAAGGUUAAUUUUUUGAAGGAUUUAAGGACAGAUUUCAUAAAGGUCUACUCCAGUUCAGAGUUUACAUUAAAGACAAACUGGAAAUGCUCAAGCUCAGCUGAAAUAAAUCUACCAGCAGUUAAUCCAAACAGAGUAACACACUGGAUUAUUUAUUUGAAGAAUGAUAGUGUUAAUAUAAACUUUGUACUGGAGGAUGUUCUAAGCAAAUCUGUUUUGAUGUGUACAUAAGAUGGCAAAUGUUGCUUGUUAUACAGGCUUGUAAACCAAAUAAUUUCAAUUGCUGGCAUUUCCCUUUCUCACUUUUGACAUUUCUGUUCCAUGUUUUUGUUAAAUAGGAUUAAAUGGGAAAUAUUUAGUCACUACAGGCAAAGGAAAUCACAGAUCAUGGGUCAAACAGAAUCAAGUUGCUGGGGUUGGUGAUGGCCACACACCCAGUGAAGUGUAUUCUUCUAUGGUUGAUGGCUACAACAGGUCAGUUGGUAAACCAACAAAGAAACAAGCUAUAACUGUGUCCUCUGUCACAAAUUCAGACUAGCGCAAAUGAGCAGACAUUGGCAGGACUCAGAUGGUGCAGUGCAGGUGGACUUUAUAAAAUAAACUGUAUUGGCUACAGUUUAUGUAGACAAUGUCAUGUUCUUCAGAAUAAUUCUAAGUUUGCCAAUAUUCUGACAUUUCUGGGAGGGUGAAUAUGGAAUAGACUUCAGGACCAUCUUGUCUUGCCCAAAAGGCAUGAUGACCAGGACAGACUUUGACAUAAUGCUGUGAAACAUGACCAGGAUGCCAUGUUCUUUUAGCAGAAGCAUGGUAUUAUUUAUUAUCAUUGUGCUCUUCUUAAAGCCAGCAGACCAGAGCACUCUAAGUGGCAACGAUGGCUGUACUUGCCAAAUAACUGUGCCUUCUUUAAAGCUACUUUCACCUUUUAUUUAUGAGGUUUUAUACACAAUCAGGAAUUUUAGGUGAUUUACUAUAUGACUAAAUACCUGGACUAAAAAAUGGCAAGAGGAAAACCAUUAUACGAUGACACGUGAGUGCCCCAUGGGUAAGUGCAUGAGGGAGGUACAAUAGGGAUUUGAGAUCUGUGUGGCAGAUCAAAUUACUGUUAAUUUGUACCCAUAAAAUUCUGUCACUCUUAUAAUAUUCAAUUGGUGAAAUAUCCAGUGUCAAAAUGCACUCCUUGGUAAUGACACAAUCCCAGUUAAACAUUGUUCUUUUGAAUGUGAGGAGUCCAGUCUCCCAGACCACCCUAUAACUUACAGCCUUGCUCCCAGAGGACAGCAUUGUAAUGGAGUAAAGCUCACAAUUUUGAUCUGUCCUUGUCGCUGGGUUGGUAUCUUUUCAAGGAUCUGCAGUUGAAUGGGGAGUCCAAAGAAAUCAUGCAAACUGGUGUUUGCAUACACAGCUCCCUGUUGACUACCAAAGAUACAUUCUAAGAAAGAAGUAUGAACACUACCACCAGUUCAGAAUGCACAUUAACAAAAAAGAAACAUAUACUGGAGCUGUUUUCAGGUUGUUUCAGCAGUAGUGUUAGGGUUUAUUUGAACUUUUCUCCAUUGUGAGGAUCUUUCUUUUCUUCUUCUUAGUCACAGAUUGACUAUUGGAUCUCAUUACUGUAGGGAUCAUUCCAUUACAAGUGAUGCAGUGCUGUUCCCACACAGAAUCGAUGAUUUUUGUCAUAUUUUGUAUGCCAACCUCUCCACAGCAACCACCACCAGCACAUCAUUUUCAACAUCUGAUUUAUAGUGUGGUAAUCCAUGCACCUCUAUGAAUUUUCAAGAGAUAUACAAAGUGCCUUAACUUUAAUAAAAUGGAGUGAGUGUUGUAACUUCUCAGAUAUCUCCAGCUCUCUUUAGCUGUUUGUGAGUGCAUCUCGUGUUCAUUCCAACAUUCGCCAAUAGUUGAGGCAGGGUCUCCACCACAACAACAGUCCCAAAGCUGCAGGACGAUGUGGAAAGGCAGAAUGACCAAAUAAUCACAGUGCUUGUCAAAAAGACAAUAAGCAGAAGCCAUACUAUAAGAAGGCCACUCAGAGCUGAUAUAUUAACAUCAUUGUUUAAGGGGUAACACAAGCCUUUCCUUGUCAGUAUUGUUGUCUACAUGUUAUACAUUUUAGAACUUUUUUAUAUACAAAGUGACUUAGUUUCCUUGUUUUGUGUUUUAAGCUUGGUCUGAAAAUGUGUCUUUUUAAUGGUCAAAGCAAAACGCAUUUAUUUUAUGUACAACUAAUUUAUUUUUCAAGAAAACCCUAUAGAGAUAUAUACUGAAUAAAAAGUACUUUCUAUGUUUAAAAACUGCAAUGUUAAUAAAAGCCAGUGAGUGCCAGUGUGCCUUUUGUUAUCAA
Messenger RNA from Erpetoichthys calabaricus (reedfish), 7316 nucleotides. It is a transcript of the gene adamtsl4, whose product is annotated as ADAMTS-like 4. The record is from RefSeq and is a predicted model, not a curated record. Gene Ontology annotation, molecular function: metalloendopeptidase activity. NCBI's taxonomy places the organism in Eukaryota, Metazoa, Chordata, Cladistia, Polypteriformes, Polypteridae. Gene Ontology annotation, cellular component: extracellular matrix. Bases 825 to 4916 code for a protein of 1363 amino acids. The transcript has 18 exons. Gene Ontology annotation, biological process: extracellular matrix organization.